GCUCUUCAAAGCUGAUGAGCAGUGUUUCAAACUAUUUAUCACUUUGUUUGUCUUUGGCAAAUGGCAAUUCUCCAUCUUUCGAGGAGUGAAACUCAACCUAGGCCAAUUGACCAACCAACCAACUCACCGACCAGUGGGGGCAAACGUUGAAAACUAAGAAAUGUCCGUGACUGCGACCGUGCAAACUCCGCUGCUAUUAGACGCCGUCGAUGGCGCCGUUGACUACAAAGGCCGUCCGGUCCUCCGAUCCAACUCCGGCGGCUGGAGAUCUGCAUCCUUAAUCAUAGGUGUGGAAGUGGCGGAGAGGUUCGCGUACUACGGGAUCGGCUCCAACCUCAUAACGUACUUGACUGGGCCGCUGGGCCAGUCAACGGCCACCGCGGCCCAGAACGUGAACGUGUGGGACGGAACGGCGUCGUUGCUUACGCUUCUGGGUGCGUUCCUGGCCGACUCCUUUUUCGGCCGCUAUCGCACCAUUGUCGUCGCUUCUUUCAUCUACAUCCUGGGACUUGGCUCGUUGACUCUGUCGUCAAUGUUUCCUUAUCUCAGCUCAUCUGACUGCCAAGACACCAGUAAAUUUAUUCCAUGUUCUCCUCCUCAACCCCAAGUAAUCUUAUUCUUCUUCUCUCUAUACCUAGUAGCACUUGGGCAAGGGGGGCAUAAGCCUUGUGUUCAGGCUUUUGGGGCAGAUCAAUUUGAUGGGCAAGAUCCAGAAGAGUGCAAAGCCAAAAGCUCAUUCUUCAACUGGUGGUAUUUUGGUAUAUGUACAGGUGGCUUAGUAUCACUUUUAAUCUUGAACUAUAUACAAGAUAACCUUAGUUGGGGUCUUGGUUUUGGAAUCCCUUGUAUAACGAUGGUGGCUGCAUUAGUUAUUUUCUUGCUUGGAACUAGGACUUACCGGUAUAGCAUCCAAGGGGAGGAGAAAAGCCCGUUUGUGAGAAUCGGUCGGGUGUUUGUUGCUGCACUAAGGAAUUGGAGAACCACCCCUUCAGCCAUAGCUAUUGAAGAGGAAGCUCGUGGAACCUUGCCUCACCAGAGCUCGGAAGAAUUCAAGUUUCUCAACAAAGCGUUGCUUGCACCACAUGGUUCUAAGGAAUAUGGGAAGGUAUGUAGCAUCAGCGAGGUUGAAGAAGCAAAAGCAGUUCUUAGGCUUAUCCCAAUAUGGAUGACAAGCUUGGUGUAUGCUAUUGUGUUUGCCCAGUCCUCGACUUUCUUCACCAAGCAAGGGGCUACCAUGGACAGAAAAAUUGCGCCGGGCUUUGACAUACCGGCCGCUUCUCUUCAAUCCUUUAUCCCGCUUACCAUUGUUGUCUUUAUUCCCAUAUAUGACCGCAUUUUUGUCCCUAUAGCAAGAGCUUUCAGCAGGAAACCCUCUGGCAUCCCAAUGCUACAAAGAAUUGGAACUGGGAUGCUUCUGUCUGCUAUUUCCAUGGCAGUUGCAGCUCUAGUUGAGAUGAUAAGGCUCAAAACUGCUCAAGAGCAUGGGUUAGUUGAUUUGCCAAAACAGACGGUCCCAAUGAGCAUAUGGUGGCUGGUUCCUCAAUAUGUCUUGUUUGGGAUUGCUGAUGUUUUCACCAUGGUUGGUCUGCAAGAAUUUUUCUAUGAUCAGGUCCCAAACGAACUGAGGAGUGUGGGUCUGAGCCUCUAUCUGAGUAUCUUUGGCGUGGGGAGUUUUCUAAGCAGCUUCCUUGUCUCUGCCAUUGAGGAAGCAACUGGUGCGGAUGGUGGAGAUAGUUGGUUUGCCAAUAAUCUCAAUAGGGCACAUCUUGAUUACUUUUAUUGGCUACUUGCUGGACUUAGUGUAAUAGAACUGGCUGCUUACUUAUAUUUUGCAAAAUCUUACAUUUAUAAUAGAGGAAGCAAGGUAUGAAUGCA
Alnus glutinosa is the source of this 1875-nucleotide messenger RNA. RefSeq names its product protein NRT1/ PTR FAMILY 5.10-like. The transcript is spliced from 4 exons. Gene Ontology annotation, cellular component: membrane. Lineage: Eukaryota; Viridiplantae; Streptophyta; Magnoliopsida; Fagales; Betulaceae. Gene Ontology annotation, biological process: transmembrane transport; dipeptide transport. Gene Ontology annotation, molecular function: dipeptide transmembrane transporter activity; tripeptide transmembrane transporter activity. The coding region runs from base 161 to 1870 and encodes 569 amino acids. The record is from RefSeq and is a predicted model, not a curated record.